Messenger RNA from Cercocebus atys (sooty mangabey), 2513 nucleotides. It is a transcript of the gene PTTG2, whose product is annotated as pituitary tumor-transforming 2. Gene Ontology annotation, biological process: chromosome organization. The record is from RefSeq and is a predicted model, not a curated record. NCBI's taxonomy places the organism in Eukaryota, Metazoa, Chordata, Mammalia, Primates, Cercopithecidae. Gene Ontology annotation, cellular component: nucleus; cytoplasm.
CCUCCCAAAGUGCUGGGAUUACAGGCUUGAGCCACCGCGCCCGGCCUAUUUGUCCCUUCUUUAGGACACAUAUACAACAUCUUUUACUUUAAUUAUUUCUGCCCCAAUUCAAAGAACAAUUAGAAGACUAUUAAUAAAAAAUGAAUGUGUCAGAACAGUUGAAAGAAGUUGCUUAACAAUAAUUCCUUCUAAUGAUAUAAUGAGACAGGAUUGCAGACAGGUGGCCUGCAAUUUUUUUUUUUUUAAAGUUGCCUACCGUAGUGUUUGAAGAAAAACAAUUCAAUUGGAAUGCCUGCUGAUUGGCACACACACUCUACCCCACCAGUCUCCCUGUUCCCCAUUACCUUCUACUGGUACAUCAUAUAUUUACAUUCCCUGACUGACUCUGGGUGGCACUUGAGUUUACAAGCUCCAUAUAGAGGUUACAUCAAUCAUUUGAUAUAUCAGGUGCAAGUCAUGACUCUGUCACUUUCUAGCUAGCUGUCUCAGAUUAAGAGCAAGACUUCUAAUGAUACCUUUGAAUGGCCCUUUGAGGUGGCCUUAUGCAAAUAAAUAGGUGCAGCUGACCCUUGAACAAUGUGAGGGUUAGGGGUGCCAAUCACCUGCACAGUCCAACAUCCACCUGUAACCUUUGACUCCCAAAAAGCUUAACCAAUAGUCUUCUGUUGACCUCACCAAUAACACCGUUGACUAACACAUGUUUUGUAUGUUAUAUGCACUAUAUCCUGUAUUCUCACAAUAAAGUAAGCUGGACAAAAGAAAAUGUUAUUAAGAAAAAUCAUAAGGAAGAGAACAUAUUUCAUUAUUCAUUAAGUAGAAAUAGAUCAUCAUAAAGGUCUUCACCCUCAUUGUCUUCACACUGAGUAGGCUGAGGAGGAGGAGGAAGAGGAGGGGAUGGUCUUGCAGUCUCAGAGGUGGCAGCCGCAGAAGAAAAUCUGAGAACAAGCGGAUCCAUGCAACUCAAUCCUGUAUUGUUCAAGACUCAACUGUAUAUUUUUGCAUGUGGGCUCAAAUACACACACACACAUGGCCGUGGGUCAAAGAUUCAUAGAAUAAAUUAGACAGCAAGAAUAUUUAUCAUUGAAUUGAAAUGGCUCACUGCAAAACUGCCUUCAACUUAUCUCCAGGCCUUAGAAACAGAAGUGACCCUUUGCUGCUGUGAAUCAAUAGCCUGGACUAGAUUGGGGUUGGGUUGGCCAAGGUACAUAGUCAUUGCCAUAGUCCAGUAUUCCUGCCCAAGCAGUCACCAUUAGUAGUCACAUUGUUCAGACAGGGCCUCUCAGCUCUUCCCACCACUGCGUGCUGGAUUGUCUGCCACCAGUAGAUGAGAGUUGGCAAAAGGGAUAAAUCAGGAUGAAACAUUUGGGCAUUUUGCAGUUUAGAGAAACUUUGGGGGUGCUGCUUUAGUAAAAAAUGGAAGACUUGCAUUUAUUAAAGGUUAGUAAGAAGUGAAAUCGUGUAUGUAAAAGUACAUUAUAAAUUAGAAAAUGCAGUAAAGGCAGAAACUAUUUAUUUAUUGGUUGUUCUGCACUUUACCUAAGUGGUUUUUGAUCAUUUCACAAUGUAUAAGUGUUGGGUUUUACCUCCAUUUUAUGGAUGUGGAAAUAGGGCUUGGAUGUUAGCUAACUUGCCCAAAUCUUACAGUUAACAGAAAGUGGUACUCCCGAGAUUCCUACCCAGGUUUGUCUGACCUCAGGCCUGUGUUCUUUGUAUGAGUUUGUGCUGACUCCUAGAUGAUGUGCUAGGCACAAAAAUUAGAUAUUACACCAAUUUCCAUUGUAGUUAACAUUCUAUCUAAAUAUAAAGUGGGACCACAGUCUUAGAUGAAUGUGGCUGUUGAGAGUAGCAAUAAUCCAGGAUGGCUACUCUGAUCUGUGUUGAUAAGGAAAAUGGAGAACCAGGCACCCGUGUGGCUGCUAAGGAUGGACUGAAGCUGGGGUCUGGACCUUCAAUCAAAGCCUUAGAUGGGAUAUCUCAAGUUAACACACGUUUUGGCAAAACGUUCACUGCUCCAUCAGCCUUACCUAAAGCUUCCAGAAAGGCUUUGGGAACUGUCAAGAGAGCUACAGAAAAGUCAGUAAAGACCAAUGGACCCAGCAAACAAAAACAGCCAAGCUUUUCUGUCAGAAAGAUGACCGAGAAGACUGUUAAAAAAAAAGCUAUUCCUGCCUCAAAUGACGCGUAUCCAGAAAUAGAAAAAUUCUUUCCCUUCAAUCCUCUAGACUUUGAGAGUUUUGACCUGCCUGAAGAGCGCCAGAUUGCACACCUCCCCUUGAGUGGAGUGCCUCUCAUGAUCCUUGAUGAGGAGGGAGAGCUUGAAAAGCUGUUUCAGCUGGGCCCCCCUUCACCUGUGAAGAUGCCCUCUCCACCAUGGGAAUGCAAUCUGUUGCAAUCUCCUUCUAGCAUUCUGUUGACCCUGGAUGUUGAAUUGCCAGUUGUUUGCUAUGACAUAGAUAUUUAAAUUUCUUAGUGCUUUAGAGUUUGUGUGUAUUUGUAUUAAUAAAGCAUUCUUU